Molecule: messenger RNA, 4507 nt
Organism: Cyprinodon tularosa
Lineage: Eukaryota; Metazoa; Chordata; Actinopteri; Cyprinodontiformes; Cyprinodontidae
Product: rap guanine nucleotide exchange factor 5-like
Exons: 16
Coding region: 246-2087 (613 amino acids)
Biological process (GO): Ras protein signal transduction; positive regulation of GTPase activity
Cellular component (GO): plasma membrane
Molecular function (GO): guanyl-nucleotide exchange factor activity
Source: RefSeq, a predicted model, not a curated record
GAGUGCUUCUCUCAUCAGUCUCCUCCUCUGGCUCUGUCGAUCACACACUCACUCAGGCGAGCUCACAUCUCAGCUCUCCACUCAUAAAUGACAAGAUUACAUUCAUAUAAAUGAGCUGCAUUGGGCUGUGAGACAGCCUUCCCAUUCAUUCUGAAGAGGGUCCCUCGUCGUUAAAACACCCAGCUGGAUGGAUCAAGGUGUCAUGCAGCAGUAGCUGCAGCCAGCGUGAGGGUAACUCUUCGAGGAUGGGAUCUCCUCCUCAGCCCCUGAACCGGCUGGAGGAAGGCGGGAUGCUGCUGCUGCAGCAUGCAGCCUUGGUGGAGCAGGAGGAGGAUGAGGAGGACGAAGAGGGCUCAGAGGAGAGCAGCAGCAUCAGCACCAGCCGGGCAGAGCCGCAGACGAUGCCCACCUUUGACGUCCCCUACUUUCGUUACAUAGAUGAUGAGGGAACAGAGGGAGAGGAGGAAUGGAGCAGCAGUAGAUCUCUGUCCUCCAUCGGCAGGGACUCCUCAGCUGACUCUGUUGUGUCUGACAGGUACGUGGUGGUGUCAGGAACCCCCGAGAAGAUCCUGGAUCACCUGCUGAAUGUAAUGACAUUGGAGGAUGACCAGAGCUCCACCCAGCAGAAAGAGUCAGAUAUGCUUCGGGAUGAUUUUUUGCUCACAUACCCAGUGUACAUGUCAACUGGUGAUUUAUGCCAAGCUCUUCUGGGGCACUAUUGUUCCAAGCGUCACAGAGUUAAACAGGACCAAAAAGAAGCUUUGGAGAGGAAACAGAAAGUCCUGCACCUGGUGUGGCAUUGGAUGUCUCUCUGCAGAGGCUUCCUGAGGGAGGAUGAGAAUGUCAAAGUCUUCCUGAAGAGUUUGUACCGUUACGUGUUAGAUGACCUUUAUGAGCACCCUGCUCUGGAGAAGGAUGUAACAGAGUUGCAAAAACUCUACCAGCUGAGACGCAGACACACUUUUGACGAUACCUCCCCCCACAGAAAUAGCAAAGCUCUUUUUCACCAGCUGAGCUUAAAAGAGAAUGGGCAGAGAUCCAGCAGCACACACAGGGAGAACAAGGAAGCUCUGUGCCGUGUCUAUGUCACUAUGGACUCAUACCUCAGUGCAAAGGUCCACUAUGAGGUGGUAGCUCAGGAACUGCUGCAGGCAGUGGCUGAGAGGAUAGAUGUUCCUUCAUCAGAACUGAUACUGGUGGCCAUCACUUAUCCUGGAGGUAGACUCCUCCUGCAACCUCAGGACAGAGUUUUCACCAAUUCUUUACGGCCAGUAGGAAGGCUUCAUGUCUGCAGGAAGGACUUUGGUGAAGUUAUGAACCCAUUUGCAGACAACUCAGACAUCCAACAGAGGACAAAUGGCCUUCUGAAUUUAAACACAUGGGAUGUGGCAGUUGCACUCACCAACUUUGAUUGGACAAUUUUCACCAGGAUGCAUGAGCAGGAACUGUUGUACUUCACCUUCAACCGCAAUGUUUACAGCAGCCAUACAAUGCAAUUAGAGCUGCUCCUGCAGAGAUGCAAUGAAGUCCAGCUGUGGGUGAUGACUGAGGUGCUGCUAUGCCCAACACCCUGCAAGAGGGUCCAGCUCAUCAAGAAGUUCAUUAAGAUUGCUGCUCACUGCAAAGCACAGAGAAACCUCAACAGCUUCUUUGCCAUCAUCUUGGGCCUGAAUGCUGCUGCUGUAAGCCGCCUCAGUCAGACGUGGGAGAAAAUUCCUGGGAAAUUUAAGAAGUUGUUUUCCGAGCUGGAGGCAGUCACAGAUCCCUCACUCAACCACAAGGUCUACAGGGAAUCCUUCAAGAAGAUGAAAUCUCCAAAGAUCCCGUUUCUUCCUCUACUCUUGAAAGAUAUCACAUUCAUUCAUGAAGGCAACAAAACCUUUCAUGAUAAUCUGGUCAAUUUUGAGAAGUUGCACAUGAUAGCAGACAUGGCCAGAUUCAUCCGGGACUGUCAGCAAGAUCACCUGGGAAAUGGAAUAGCCCAGAAGAGCAGCUCAGAGGUUCAAGCCUACACUGAUUACCUUCACAUAAUCGACAAUCAGCAGACUCUGUUUGAACUGUCACACAGGCUGGAACCUCGUGCUUAGACAGGAGCUUUUUCUAUUCUUCCCACUUUGUGGAAUCGCCAAGGAGCAACCCUUUACCAACUCAGCUCAUAGUGCUCAGGACUCAGUCAGCAAUCCUGCUUAGUCUCCACAUGUUUGAUGCCAAGACUAAAUGGAACAGCUCAAUCAGGAGGCUGUCACAGAGACCUGAACAAGCAGUGAAAUAAACAUGUGAGGAUGGCAGCAGAAAAUGUUGGAAUCCUUUAGCAUGUGACUGAUCCAUUCAGCGAUUACUCAACAGAAAAGCUGCAGUGCCAGCGGCUGAACUGCAAGAACAGCAGAAGCCUUGAGCAUCAGCCAUUUAUCAGUACAUCUUCAUGGGUCUAGAGGUGCUGCUGUUUCUAUUAUGACCUGUAGAUGGCAGAAGUUAGAUAGAGUACAUUUUCUCUGACAGAUGCACACUGCAAAGAAUGCUUCCAGUUUAUUAAUAUGUUAUCUUUAAAUUCUUUGAAUUAUUUCAUGUUGGUUUAAACAGUUUCAUAACCUGUCAAAGUCAAUCAAAGGCUGGUUCCAGUGAAUCAGCCUGGUACAUGAUAAAGGAGAGUUCUGUAUAUGUCUAAGGAACAUUUAUUUAGAAUCAUCAGCAAAGCUGAAACGCCAGUUCAAGGAAACAAAAGAAAAUUCCACAACCUUACUUGUUCCUAGCUUUGACGUACAGCAUGGAGGCGUUAGGACCAAUUGUCGUCGAAAAUCAAGGUACAAAUCUGUGUUUAUCUGAUUAGAACCUGUCAAAACUUGGCUGAGGUUAGAAAGCUGGAUUAAUCUCUACUUUUGGAUUUUUUCAGAGUAAGGUUGUAAGCAAAAAAACACACGCUCAAUUCAGAUUUAGUGUUUUGAGGAAAAACUGGAAUAUUGCACACCUUUUACAGAAAAAAAUGGUAUGCAAUGCAAAUAAUGAAAAAACAUUUGACGUAUCAGAUUCUUCCUAAAGGUUCAUGGGUGCUUUCUCUGACUUUGUUAUGCAAAACCGUUCUGAGUGAAGAUCAGUGUAUGUUUUUUAAUUCUCUUGCCAUAAGCAUGAACUUCUGUGAGAGAAGCCAUCCCCAGGGUCUGCUCAACCAAUCUGAGAUGUACUUAAAGCAAAUUGAGCGCUACUUAAAAGUUAGGCAUUUGAUAAAAAAGUGAAUUCUGUCAUUUUUCUUUUUUUUUCAAAGAGCCCCUCAUACAAUCACAUACAUUGCUUUUCUAAAUUUUCUCAUUACAAGAUUAGGCAUUCAAGUUUUCAUCUGAAAUGCAAUCAUUAUUAUUAGAUUAUUUUAUGCUCUGCAUUUUUAACUGGUAAGAUAAGAUAAUAAAAAAAGGCUUUUACAUGUUCAAACAGAUGUAGGUAUUAAAAACCUUUUGAUCAUACCAUGAACAAUCUGUUUUCCUCAUUAAGGUAUAUUAAGGCACCAUCUGCAUUGAACAGGUAUUUAUUUUCUUCUGUUCAUUGAGGUCUUGUAAGAUAUCCUGGAAAAAUUAGACCUUCAGUUGAAAGGUCAAAUCUAAUAAGGGACCUGUAUGCUGUAAAAUAAUUAGUUUAAUGAAAUUAGAGUUGCAAACUGAAAUACUGACUUUUUUCAUGAUGUUUUUACAUUUGAUGAGUUAGGUUAGCUUUUAAGAUCAUCACACUCAGUCCAUGUUUGUGAUCUCUACUCUAGCAGUCGUGAAACAUAGUUUCAGUAGUAAAACUUUGAAAUUAUUAAGUAUUUAAAUAUAAUUAAUUUGGAUUUUUCUUCAGUGCAUUAUAAUCUAUUCAUACAGCAUUUAAAUAUCAGCAAGUGUUGCUUAUUAGAGGAAAAUGUUGAAUAUAGAUUAUACAGUAUUUUUUUAGAAAGUGAAAGGAUAAUUUACUUCUAAAUAUGGUGUUAAAAAAUCUUUUCUGAAGAACUGGGAGAAGCAUCCUGUCUAGUUGUUUUUGACAAUCAGUCAAAGGAAUUGGCUUUAGCUUUUGGUUUACAUUGACAAACAUUGGGUCAGGAUGGGCUGACCCUUACUCAAAAAUGAAAAGCAAUAGCAAAAACUCCACAAAUCUGCACUUUUUGGAUUAAAAUGGUUAAAACAAUCUCUCUAAGUGCAAUGUGUAUUAUUGCAGUGGUGUACAAAUUUAAAAUAAAAGGUUGAUGUAAUAAAUUGACUUCUAGAUCAUUUGUAUUGUAUAUUUUGAAUUUGCCAAGCCUAUCAUCAUGAGAUAGACCUGUUUUAUUAGUAUUUAAUUAUACUUUUUUAACUCAGUAUUAUACAUUUGAUAUAUAUAUUGUACAUGGUAAACCUCUGUAUAUGGAUAUUUAUUUCAUUUUUUUUUUAUAGCUUUAAUGUGUUUCUGUUCAACCCUUUUUAUAUGCAGGUCUGUAUGACAUGUUAAACCAUGGACUGACCACCUCUGUCAUCUGUGCUUGCAAUAAAACCAUUUCAAUCAGUGA